Messenger RNA from Rhinopithecus roxellana (golden snub-nosed monkey), 2052 nucleotides. RefSeq names its product dermokine (gene DMKN). The record is from RefSeq and is a predicted model, not a curated record. Bases 180 to 1733 code for a protein of 517 amino acids. Gene Ontology annotation, biological process: cornified envelope assembly. The transcript has 20 exons. NCBI's taxonomy places the organism in Eukaryota, Metazoa, Chordata, Mammalia, Primates, Cercopithecidae.
UGGACUCUGGGAAGGCCGGGAAGUUGAGGACAGGAGAGAGAAGGCUGCAGACCCAGAGGGAGGGAGGACAAGGAGUCGGAAGGAGGAGGACAGAGGAGGGCACACAGACGCAGAGCAAGGGCGGCAAGGAGACCCUGGUGGGAGGAAGACACUCUGGAGAGAGAGGGGGCUGGGCAGAGAUGAAGUUCCAGGGGUCCCUGACCUGCCUCCUGCUGGCCCUCUGCCUGGGCGGUGGGGAGGCUGGCCCCCUGCAGAGCAGAGGGGAAAGCACUGGGACAAAUAUUGGGGAGGCCCUUGGCCAAGGGACCAGAGAAGCAGUCGGCACUGGGGUCAGGCAGGUUCCAGGCCUUGGUGCAGCAGAUGCUUUGGGCAACAGGGUCGGGGAAGCAGCCCAUGCUCUGGGAAACAGUGGGCAUGAGAUUGGUAGACAGGUGGAGGAUGUCAUUCGACAUGGAGCAGAUGCUGUCCACGGCUCCUGGCAGGGGGCACCCGGUCACAACGGUGCUUGGGAAACUUCUGGAGGCCAUGGCACCUUUGGCUCUCAAGGUGGUCUUGGAGGCCAGGGCCAGGGCAGUCCUGGAGGUCUGGGGACUCCGUGGAGCCAGGGAUACCCUGGAAACUCAGCAGGCAGCUUUGGAACCAACCCUCAGGGAGCCCCCUGGGGUCAAGGAGGCAAUGGAGGGCCACCAAACUUUGGGACCAACACUCAGGGAGCUGUGGCCCAGCCUGGCUAUGGUUCAGUGAGAAGCGGCAACCAGAAUGAAGGGUGCACCAACCCCCCACCAUCUGGCUCAGGCGGAGGCUCAAGCAACUCUGGGGGAGGCAGCGGCUCACAGUCGGGCAGCAGUGGCAGUGGCAGUAACAGUGAUGACAACAACAGCGGCAGCAGCAGUGGCAACAGCAGUGGCAAUGGUGGUGGCAGCAGUGGCAGCAGUGGCAACAGCGGCAGCAGCAACAGCAACAAUGGUGGCAGCAGCAGCAACAAUGGUGGCAGUAGAGGUGACAGCGGCAGUGAGUCCUCCUGGGGCAGUUCUGGGAAUGGUGACCAAGGCAGCUCCGGCAGCUCCCAGGCAUCCAGUACCGGCUCCUCCUCCGGCAACCACGGUGGGAGCAGCGGAGGAAACGGACAUAAACCCGGGUGUGAAAACCCAGCGAAUGAAGCCCGCGGGACCGGGGGAUCUGGGAUUCAGGACUUCAGAGGACAGGGAGUUCCCAGCAACACGAGGGAAGUAAGCAAAGAGGGCAAUCACCUCCUUGGAGGCUCUGGAGACAAUCAUCAGGGGCAAGGGUCCAGCUGGGGCAGCAGAGGAGGUGACGCUGUUGGUGGAGUCAAUACUGUGAACUCUGAGACAUCUCCUGGGAUGUUUAACUUUGACACUUUCUGGAAGAAUUUUAAAUCCAAGCUGGGUUUCAUUAACUGGGAUGCCAUAAGCAAGAACCAAGUCCCACCCCCCAGCACCCGAGCCCUUCUCUACUUCAGCCGACUCUGGGAGGAUUUCAAACACAACACUCCUUUCCUCAACUGGAAAGCAAUUAUUGAGGGUGCAGACGCGUCAUCACUGAAGAAACGUGCAGGCGGCGCCGAUCAGAACUACAAUUAUAACCAGCAUGCGUAUCCCACUGCCUAUGGUGGGCAGUACUCAGUCAAGACCCCUGCAAAGGGGGGAGUCUCGCCUUCUUCUUCGGCUUCCCGGGUGCAACCUGGCCUGCUGCAGUGGGUGAAGUUUUGGUAGGCAAUUUCUUCCAACCACCACUGAGGCCCCGAAAAGCACUGGUAGUCAGGGAGCUCCUCUCCUUGGCCCCCAGCCUGUACCAGCCCUGGCCCGGCUGCUGCACCUCUGUUUCCUAGGCUGGGGACCCAGCUUGCGUCUCCUUGUUUCCUCCUACUGCACUGUGGUGCUUCAGUGACCACCAGCCUCGUCGGAUACACCAGCAUCUUUCUCUACCUGCUCCCUUUUGUGAUCUGAAGUCACUGUGACAGUUCUCCAGGAAAGAGGAGCUUCCUACUUUUGAGUCUCUCUGUGGAAAUAAAACAUGAAUCUUGUUUCCCUA